Schistosoma intercalatum is the source of this 4300-nucleotide messenger RNA. Lineage: Eukaryota; Metazoa; Platyhelminthes; Trematoda; Strigeidida; Schistosomatidae. The record is from the annotation of a GenBank genome assembly.
AGUCACUGCCAGGUCUGAAUGGAUUAAGUUUGAGUUUCGGAGGGAUAGUUGAUGUGCAUACCUGAAACACCUCUUACUAGAACAACAAAAAUACUCACUGCUUUCUGGUUUUAAGUGAUCGUCUUAAUACAGUUAGAGUUUGACGUAAACUACAAAAUCCUGAGAACAGUUGUAGAAUAUCAUUUCGAAAAUUGCUGUAACAUAUACAUAAGAUCAUAGUCUAGCAACGCCCAACUAAACUUUUUCAGGUAAGCAAUUGAAUCCAUUUUGUAACUAUAAUUCUGAAAUAAUUUCAAGUUAUAAGCAGUCGAUACGAAACAGACGAAAUAGAAUGAGUAUGAUCAGAAGAUAGUAAUGAAUAUUUUUCCUCUAUGUUAGGAGCAUCAAAAUAGUUGAACAGAAUGACCCCGGAAACAUCUUAAGGUCGAAAAAUACGGAGAAAAAUUAAGGGAAAAUAAUAUUUCAUGACAUUAUUAUCGUCAUAAAGAUGAAAGAAAGACUCGGAGGCUUUUUUCUUUACAAAGAUCAAGCGUUAUCUCAUAAGCACUUGAAAAAUCCACAAACCUUGUGUAGUAUGGAUAAAUUCUGUAUAUUACGAAAAUAGUUAUAUUUGGUCAGUUGAUGAGAUUAAAAUUAAAACCGGUUGUCUCUUACUGAUCGACAUUAGCUUUUCAGAGAUUUCCCAAUAAUACAACAACUAUAAGUAAUAUAUGUGUUUUACAAGGGUAAACAGGCAGUAAUUCAUAGAUAAAGGCAAAAGAACAUAAGACUUGAAGUAGUGUUCAACUUUCACUUGUACAUUAUUAUUAUUAGCUUUAUUCAAUAUUAUAUAUUUUGGCAAAAACGAGUUUCCGUUCCUUAUUUCUUGAUCGAUCCUGACGAUAAAUAUUGAGUGAUCGCCAAUUAGAUGUUAGCAGUUCGAGGAUCGACAUCUUUUCGAAGUAUAUUGCCAGUAACCGCCAUGUCUCUGAUUGCGCUCCAUACUGACUGAAUAAAUUGUUUAAUUAACUGACAUAAUGAUCUGUUGAAACAAACAAAAGACAAAUAACUUUUUGAAUUAUCUAGAUUGCAGAAACAGGUAGCCUAGAUAUUCAAGCUGGUCACCUAUAUCAUUGGGAUACAAAAAGAUUCAACUUUGGUAACUAGUCACUUAGUUAUUGUUAAGAAACAACUUGUUUAAUAAAAAAGAAUUCUAAAGAUAUAUUAAUCUAAUUAACAUUUCAAAAUUUGUUGAUUUUUUCAAGCAGUUCAGAAUCAUUGUGAUAAUCAGUAAUUGUGAUAAACUUUCACAAGAUAAAAUUUUUACUUCCUUGAUCUAUCUACUCAUUAAUAUACAGAAAAUAACUUGUCUCAGUCUAGAUUAAGACCUUGACACGAUAGGCUGACUAGUUUAACUUUGGAAGCAAAAACGUGCAUCGCAUACAUCAAACGAAAGCUUAUGGCUUGUAGAAUAGACUAGGAACAAAAAUAAAUGUUAAUGUUUUACAAACAUUGAAUUAAGUGAAAUAACGUUCCUAAAAAUAGCUUUUGUUGUUCAUCAUAGCUUCUUUGUUUUUUCAGUUCACAUCAAAUUGUUAUGAACAUUAUUCAGAUGUGCAUCAAUGGUUAAUAUGAACUUUUUGAUAUCUGUUUGAAAAUUUACUAGUUCCUUUCAGGUCUAAAUAGUUUCUGAGUUAAACUUUGACUAAAUGUAAAUAUCUAAAUUGACGAACGUUGAAAAAGCAUUUUAUAUCCUGAUUCAAUCAAUAAUUCAUAUAAAUUCAAAAACUUUGUCAAAAAUAUUAAAGAUAGCUUUCAGCAUUGAGCAGUCAAAGACUUCUAUUCAUUAUUUUCAAAAUACGGGGUAGGGAUCCAAUGGUUUAUGUUUUUAAUUUUAUUCGAUACAUGACUUAAUGUUCAUGUUCUUUAGUUUCUAAUGUUUUUGUAGCUAAAAUUGGUUCUUGACGUUAAUUAUUAUUUAUUAUUAUUAUCAUUAACUUUAUUCGAUAUUAUAUUUUUGGUACAAUAUAGAAUUCUCAGCGCAAAGUAUUUCAACAAGUUUCCAUUUCUUUCUUCUUGGUUGGUCCUGGCGAUAAAUAUUGAGUGAUCGCCAGUUCAAUGUUAGCAGUUCAGUAAAUGAACAUCUGAAUAGUGUGCAUUCUUUUCGUUGUAUAUUGCCAGAAACCACAUUGUCUCUUAUUGAGAUUUUUGUAACUUUGACAACGAAAGGUUGUACAGUUUUCAGAAACGCAGCAGAAUAGAUUAUGCGAUUAAAAGACAUAAUGAUAUAUUAAAAUAGAUAACUUGUUGAAAUAUCUAGAUGGCAGAAACAGGUAGCCCAGAUGCUCAAGCAGGCCGCACUUUUGUUUUUCAUGAUGAACAGUUACAGACUCAUCAUCUUAGUUAAAAAUGCGAUUUCAUUUGACUUACUGACUUAAUCUUAUUUAUACCGAUUUAUAUACAAAAGCCAAUAGUUAUCAGUGAAUUACUUCACUUUUUUAAAAUAGAAAAAAAUCCAUAGGCUGAUAAUUUACGUAAUGACAAUACAACAUAGCUUGUACCCUAUUUACACUGAAACAGUCCAAAACUCAUAACAAACAGUAAACUUCUAUAGUAGUUAUGUUACAGAAACUAGAAAUCAAUAUAAAAAGCCUUUUUUCACUGUAGAUAAGAUAUAAUUUCACUUCUUAUUUUUACACAAUCAUAUGAGCAUCUACUUUUGUUUAUUUUCCUCAUUAUAUUUACCAAAAUAAUCAUAUCUAACUUAGUCUAAAUUCAGAUGUAUGAAUAACUGUUAAUUAUAGAAUCGUGUAUAUAUUCCUUUGGCAAUCGGGAUUCUAACAAAUUGUUUCAAUGCAUCUCUGCAUUAUAUUCUUCUAUUUGUUUUCAAAAUUGGAAUAAUAGGUUCAGCUAUUUCUCAAUCAUCAGCUUAUUUAUUUCAAUGUGUUUGCUAUCUACCAUAUAUUCUGAUGUUGCAGCAAUCAGGACUAACAUGGAAAGGUUGGACAAAUGAACUAUGGCUUGACUGGGGAAGAUGGUUCAAAUUAGCUAUGCCAGGUGUUCUCAUGAUUACCUUGGAAUGGGUCAUUUUUGAAAUGGGCAGUAUAGUUUCAGGUACACUUGGUGAAAGAGAAUUAGCUACCCAAACAAUUCUUUUCAACAUUGAAUCAAUGUGCUUUACACUGUUACCACUUGGAUUUGGUAUAGCAUCAAGCAUACGUGUUGGUCAAUUUCUUGGUGCUCGCUCUUCAAUCGGACCACGGUCAGUUGUUUCUACAGCUCUUGUAACAUUAUGGACAGCUUCUAUUGCCUUUAUUCUAGCUUUGUCCUUAUUGAGAUGGAAAAUUCCAAUGAUUUUCACUUCUGAUCAAGAUGUCAUUGAACUAUCUGCUAAACUAUUGCCAUUGAUUGCUACAUUUCAAAUAUUUGAUGGAACUGUGGGUGUUUGCGGGGGUGCCAUUCGUGGAGCUGGACUACAACUGUUCGGUGCAAUUGUUUGUUUUAUAAGCUUAUAUGUAAUAGGUUCUCCUAUCAGUUUUAGCCUUGUUUACGCUGGCGGUUACGGUUUGGAAGGUUUAUGGGCUGGUAUGACAAUUGGAACCAUUUUCGAAGGUGUUAUUUAUCUUAUAACAUGUCAGCACAUUAAUUGGGAGAAACAGGUUCAGCUAGCUAUUGAAAGAACCGAACAAUUAAUACUAGAUGAUGACCAACUGCAAGAAGGAAGUACAAACCAAUCGACUGGAGGAGUUCAACAUUCAACAAAUAUCAAGUCCUCAUCGAAUAAAGAUGAAUGUGUAAAUGAUGAGGAACAAAUCGAUGUUCAAAAUGAUAAUUCAUUUCGUGAAAGUGUAACAGAAGCAGGAGCAAGCUUGGUAGAUGACUAUAAUCCCCCAGCCAAUGAAUUUAGAUCAAAUUCACAAAAGAAACUUUCGAUUCAAUUAGAAAAGGUCAUCGUGUCACGUACUAUAUUCAUUCUAUUAAUGUUAUUUCUACUAAGUUUAGCCAUAAUUAUGAGAGUACUUAAACCAUGGUCAAAAAAAUUUGGUGCAUACUGUACAUUUUCUAACGGAACAUUCAUCUCAUUAAAGGAUCGUAAUAUAUUUCUUCGAGAUUUAACAGAAACAAUUUUAGAUGCUGACAAUAUUUUAUUAAAAUAUUACGACCUAAACUGUACAAUAUCUAUCCCCUAGAUAUUUCUUCCAUUAUUUUUAAAGAUGUACAUAUAAAUCAGUAACGUGUAUCACGAAAACCAUUCAUCCUUUUUUAUUUAAAUAUUACUAGUAAAUUUGAAGCACAACAAAUAAUAAUCUCAUUCUUCAUG